Molecule: messenger RNA, 1161 nt
Organism: Purpureocillium lilacinum
Lineage: Eukaryota; Fungi; Ascomycota; Sordariomycetes; Hypocreales; Ophiocordycipitaceae
Biological process (GO): regulation of DNA-templated transcription
Cellular component (GO): RNA polymerase II transcription regulator complex
Molecular function (GO): DNA-binding transcription activator activity, RNA polymerase II-specific; transcription cis-regulatory region binding
Source: RefSeq, a predicted model, not a curated record
AUGUCGUCCUCACUGUCGCCGGACCAGUACGGCAGUAACCGGUCCCAGAGCUCCCCCGAGGCCUCGGGCGGCGCACAGGAUAAGAGCGCACUGUCGCCUCUGAACCUGGGCUUCUUCAAGUCGCUCGCCGACAAGAGGGCCAACCGUGAGGGCAACCCUCCCAAGCGUCGUGGCCCGAAGCCCGACAGCAAACCCGCUCUCACAAGACGACAGGAGCUCAACCGACAAGCCCAACGCACCCAUCGGGAGAGAAAAGAGCUCUACAUCAAGGCCCUCGAGGACGAAGUCCUCCGGCUCAAGGAGCUCUACAGCAAUGUCUCUCAAGACAAGGAGAGACUGGCCGAAGAGAACAGGCAGCUGCGAGGGAUCUUGGCGCACAACGGCAUCCCGUUCCCGCGGGGUGGCGGCCCUCACGAUGACUCGUCGAGCAACCCCAGCGGCGGCCAUCAGUCGUCCGCCGGUGGCAGCCCAUACGCUCCAGGCUCACAUGCUGCCUUCUCUCCCUCACAAUCCACCGCGCCCUCUGUCACGUCUUCAGGGCAUCCGGGCAACAUGCACCACAUGACGGGCGACCAGAUGCGCAGCGCCGUGCAUGUUUCCAACGGCAAAGGAGUCGACUUCGAGCAGGCCGGCAUCGACUUCGUUUUAGCGUACGAUAACUCCGCUUCGUCGAGGGCAUACCUCUCGCCUCCCCCGCAUCUCGAGAAGCCCUGCAUGCAGCACAUGCCCUUUUUGCUUGAUCGAGCCAACGAGGUGGACGGCGAUCCGUGUGGCCAUGCCCUGAUGGCGACGUGCCCUCCCAAGCCGUUCGAAAACUUGACCCCGGAGACGCCAUUCGGUAGCACCCACACGCGUGAUAGCCCCAGCGGGGACGUCCCGGCACAGGGGACGUGGGAGCUCAGCAAGGCCGACCUGUCCACGCUGCUCGACCUCAGUCGGAGACUGAAACUGGACGGCGAAAUCACCCCCGUCAUGGCCUGGGGGAUGAUCCUCAACCACCCGCGGUUCGCCGACUUCAAGCCCGAGGACUUCCAGCGGCUCGCCGAGGAGCUCGGGCGGAAAGUGAGGUGUUACGGAUUCGGCGCUGUGAUGGAGGAGUUUGAGUUGCAAGAUGCUUUUGAGAGCGUCUUGCCUUGCGAGCCCGACACAAUGGUGUUUUGA